This is a messenger RNA of Phlebotomus argentipes, 3459 nucleotides long. RefSeq names its product neuroligin-1-like. NCBI's taxonomy places the organism in Eukaryota, Metazoa, Arthropoda, Insecta, Diptera, Psychodidae. Gene Ontology annotation, biological process: neuron cell-cell adhesion; presynaptic membrane assembly; chemical synaptic transmission. The coding region runs from base 278 to 2605 and encodes 775 amino acids. Gene Ontology annotation, cellular component: synapse; cell surface; postsynaptic membrane. The transcript has 14 exons. The record is from RefSeq and is a predicted model, not a curated record. Gene Ontology annotation, molecular function: signaling receptor activity; neurexin family protein binding.
CACAUUAGCGUCCGUGGCCGCUGCGCCGCGCUACAGCUCGCGAAUCGUCGAGACAAAGUCCGGCGCCAUUCGCGGAGUCAUCCUCGAACUCAACUCCAAACACCUCGAGCCGGUUGAGGUGUUCAAAUCCGUACCAUACGCCGCUGCCCCCAUCGGGCCCUAUCGCUUCGCGCCACCUCGCAAAUUGAUCCCCUGGAGUGGAACGAAACUCGCAGACACAUUCGCACCUGUGUGUCCCCAGAAUUAUCCAGACGUUGCAAAUCGAAGUGCCGCAUUAAUGUCGAUGCCAAAAGGACGAUAUCAGUAUCUGAAGAAGGUCAUUCCGCUUCUUGUGAAUCAGAGCGAAGAUUGCCUCACACUCAACAUCUACGUUCCCGGCAGUGGGAAUCGCGGCCUGGAAGCACCGUACUCGGUCUUCUUCUACGUCCACGGCGAGUCUUUCGAGUGGGGCUCCGGAAAUCCAUACGAUGGCUCCGUGUUGGCAAGCUACGGUCACGUUAUCGUGAUUACAGUCAAUUAUCGCCUCGGAAUUCUCGGUUUCAUCAGGACCAGAGCCAACUCGCCGGCGGGCAAUCUCGCCCUCCUCGACAUCGUGGCCGCCCUUCAAUGGACACGCGAUAACAUUGCGGCCUUCGGCGGCGAUCCCAGUCGGCUGACCAUUGUUGGUCACGACACUGGCGCGGCUCUCGCAAAUUUGGUGCUCAUUUCCAAGGCUUCGAAAGGUCUCGCCCAUCGAGCCAUCCUGCUAAGUGGGUCAGCGCUGAGUCCAUGGGCAAUUAUUCCCAACCCCGAUCGCGUACGUGAAGAAGUAUCCCAGCAAAUGGCCUGCCAUUUGGACACGAGUGGCGUGAAGAGGAAUGCCAAGGACGUGACUGAGGAUGUGAGUGAGUGUCUGAAAUCGAAGCCUCUCGAGGCGCUCAUGGGCGUGAGACUGGAGACGGUGAGGUUCAUGCCAUCGUGGGGACCGACGCUACCCCUGGAGGACGGCAUGGACCCGGAGGCCGCCAUGGAGCACAGCAGCGAGGGCUUCAUCACCAGCGAACUGAUGAUCGGCAUGACCACGACUGAGAGCUACAAUGACUUCAGCGCGGCGGAUAUUCAGUACGGACUCGAGGAGGAGCAGCGGAAUCGCCUGCUGAGGACCUACAUUCGGAAUGCCUUCACGUUCCACCUCAAUGAGAUCUUCUCGGCCGUGAGGAAUGAGUACACGGACUGGGACAAGCCCAUUCAGCAUCCCAUCAAUAUUCGGGACUCUACGAUGGAAGCCUUGAGUGAUGGCCACACUGUUGCACCUCUCAUCAAGACUGGAUAUCUGCACGCACGCCGAGGCGCCAAGACGUACCUCUUCCACUUCGGCUACCAGACCAAGGACUCGGAAUAUCCACAACGACUCGGCUCCGUCCGUGGUGAGGACAUCCCUUACAUUUUUGGCCUGCCACUCGUACUGGGAAUGCCCAACUUCCCGCAGAACUACUCACGCCAGGACAUGGGAGUGGCCGAGGCGGUGCUCAACUUUGUCACGAAUUUCUGCAAGACUGGCGAUCCCAACGAGGCCGGCCAUCAACAGGCGAUGCUCCAUCCGGACUAUGGAACGGCACGCGAGAGGACGCGCUACCGUGGAAUCACCUGGGAGACAUACGAGACAACAACGCAGCAGUACCUCAGCAUAUCCCUCAAGCCAAAAAUGAAGAGUCACUAUCGAGGCCAUAAGAUGUCAGUGUGGCUCAAUCUCAUUCCUCAGCUCCAUCAGCCCGGCGAUCCCGAAGUCUCCAUGCGUCACCAUCACUUUAGGGAGCGUGAUCCGAGUUACUAUGCAGGAGCCGUGCGAGCUGAGUCCUUCACAAGGCCCAAAAUCCCCUUCCCGGCUGACAUUAGCGGCGUGCAGGAGUCGCGCCAGGAGAACUUCAAUCCCGAGUGCACGCCGGAUCCUACCCUCGGCGAGGCACUCCAGGACACAGAGGACACCACACUCUCUGCCGACGAGGAGGAGGAGUUGCUGCAGAAGCUCGCCUCGAAGCACUACUACAGCUACACUGCCGCCCUGGGCGUCACAGUGGGCGUGGGAUGUCUCCUGCUCAUCCUCAACAUGCUAAUAUUCGCGGGGAUUUAUUACCAACGGGACCGCUCCCGCCGAAAAAACCGAACAUUGCGCCGUCACCAGAGCUCCGGCUCAGGACAUGGGAGUCCAGUGGAUGGAGAAAUUCCAUUAACGGUGCGCCCCAACAACUCGCCAAAUGGGAAAAGGCAGCCGGAGCCGCCGCCCAACUACACCACCCUGCAGAAGCGGAGCCCCUGCACCCUCAGGAAGGACCAAUGCGGAACACUCACGCGGAAGGGACACUCGGACAAGUGCAAGCAGGCUCAUCAUCACUCGGCCAACUGUCCCAAUCAGCACAAGUGUUCGGCGGCGAAGGGGCACCACGGGGCUCCGCCGCAGCCCCCCAUUCGCACAUCCAGCAACCCAGACGCACUGCCCAGCGGCCCGCAUCUGGCCGACGUGGCGCACCUGCAAGUGCCGCCGGCCAUGGUGCCCAGCUCGAGUCCCAGCGCGGGAAACACGUCCACCCUGAAGAAGAGGGUGCAGAUCCAGGAGAUCACCGUAUAGCACAGGUACAGCACAGCCGAUCUGCGAGAGGCUGUGUGAGACCCGAUUUUCAUAUGAACCACUUUCUUAGGACAGACGAUGAGUUUAGUUGAGUUGUUUGAUCUUCAUCACCCAUAUGACGAUUUUUGUACACGUACACUAUAUAUGGAUCUGUUGACAACAAUAAUUUUGAUAGGCCGUGAUAUUUUAGUGAUGUAACUUUUGUAAAGAUGCGCUAGGUGAGGUUGUAGGUUCCAAUGUAAGACAGCAUCAUAAUCAUCGUGAUAUAUAGGAGAAUUUGUAUGGGAGUCACAUAAAACAUUUCAUUGUACAUGUGUGAAAGAGUGUGGAGUUUUGAUCAAGCUGUAGAGCAGAAAUUUGUGGGAGAUCUGAUACUGAUAUAUGUAAACUGUCUUGAAGAAUGCUGUAAGGAGAGUUGAAGUUUUUUUUUUGAAUCUAUACAGAAAUAAUGUCAUAGUAAUCCCACUUUAAUAUCCCAGAAAAAUCCACAGUCCUCUUCAAAGGCGCGGCAAUUGAGAUGAUUGCAAAACUUCUGCGAAGCCCCAGAAUAGAUGUAAUUAAAAUGUUCCCAUAAAUGAUAUUUAAUAGCAAACUAAUUGUGCAGGAAAGAAGCCACAAACAUGAGAGAACAAAUAACCGUAUACCUUUCUGGAAAAUAAAUAUAAAUGACUCGCCAUGAUAAUACCCAUCUGAGUCGCAAUUGUGGAGAUGGAAAGUAAGAGAGAGAAAGAGAGAGAGAGAAAAUCAAUGGACAGUAUGGCGAGUGAGGACAUUCUGCAGAAACGGAAUUGUUAUCAUGUAAAUUAGUAACUGAAAUGCGAAGAGUAAAAAAAAACACUGUACAUAUAAAUUCA